Molecule: messenger RNA, 1133 nt
Organism: Phytomonas sp. EM1
Lineage: Eukaryota; Euglenozoa; Kinetoplastea; Trypanosomatida; Trypanosomatidae
Source: the annotation of a GenBank genome assembly
ACGUAAGGUAAGUUCUGUCCUUCCUCUAUAUUAACUAGACACUCUUGUGUACACUAUAAUAAUGGAAUACUCAAACGAUUACCAUCAUCACACACAUUCAGGAAAGAACUGUCGUUGUUGUUUUGGUGAGAUAGCAGAGGUUGUAGCGAAUACUAGAGGUCUUUUUCACCUGCAAACUAAUGGGAAAGGGGAUGCUCGUGUGGUGAAUCGCAUCUGGAUUGCCUUAGGCGAACAACUGAAGGACCUGCUGAAACGCAAAAAGUCUGCCAUUGUUCCGAAUUUUUUGCAUGCGAGCAUUAAGGUAAAAAAGGACCUCUACUUUGACGAAAGCACCCGUGUGUUUAACAAGCCCCAGAUCGUCCUCCUGCCCGAUUUCACCUCCAAAUUUCACCUGCAGAAUGUGCUGUUGAUGAAGGAUGCCCACUAUCAUGCGACAGUGCCUUGCUAUGUUAGCUAUACCGCUAUCGCGAAUAUCGUUGGGAUGGACCGUUAUAUUGUUGAGGCCGCUGUGAAGGAUUCGAUUGCUGAGAUUGGCAAGUAUACCCAACGCAAUCCGACGUCUACCCUAAGCAUUGACAUAGGGAUUGGAUUUCUCGAGCUUCGUGACCGUGAGUAUCGCAUGAAAUGGUCUCCUAGGUUCUUGACAAGUAUGAAGGAAAGCUUCAUGAAAACGGAGGUCCUUGUUAAGCCGUACGAUCCGCCAUCGAUGGUAAAGGACGGGCCUGCCGCAAAGUGUCGAUUUCAGGCAGGAUGCCUCACCCAUGGGGAGUUGAAGCAGGCGGUAGAGGACACAAAGGAGGCUGAGAAGCGACUCACUGUAGCUGAGAUGAAUGAUGGAUUUGGUGGUUCUUCCUACCGAAAGACUUACUGGUGAGUGACCAAAAGGAAGCAUUUAUUUGUUUUAUGAAAAAUUAAUCCCUGUAGAAUACAUGUAUGUGGAUAUGAUUAUGUAUAGCGGCACAGUUAGUUAUUGGUUUAUCUCGCGGUGUGGGUCAAUCAGCACUAUCGAUUCGAAUUUUUGGCAAUGAGUAUUUCGAUCAUGCGUCGAAUCAACUCGAUUCAUUAUUAUUUUAUUUUUGUGCUUGUUGUUUUUGCUUUAUGAAACAUGUAGGCUUAUAUCUAACAUCAAAAAA